AUGUCAUUUUUUGGAGAUUUUACACAAAUCUGCGAGACGGUUGCUCUCGCCGUAUGCCCGCUCGUUGGACGUGCUGAAGGGGUUGAGCCAGAAUGUUACUCGAGAAACGUUGAAAUCGCUAACACACUAAUUUUCCAACCUGCCACCUUCUGGUGUUUAUUACUAAAUGGGUUCGUCGGUUUUCAAUUUGCUGAAGAUGGCACACCGCUUUCGCUUUGGUUCAUUCGAAUCACUUCAUUUUUAGUUUUCUUAAUUGUCUUUGGCAUUGGUUUUGCUACUUUCCAAAACAUAGCUGGAUUUGAUCCUUUAAAACCUGUUGCACUAUGGAUUGUAUUAUACGUUUUUAAUGGUGCUGCCCUUGCUAUUUAUUUCAUUCUUCAAAUCGUUCUUGUCCUUAAUACCCUCGAUGAUCGCUGGCCACUUGGAGAUAUUUUAUUUGGUAUCUCUUUCUAUAUCAUUGGACAAGUUAUCCUUUAUCUAUUCUCCGUUAAGAUAUGUGAUACUGCUAAACAUUAUAUCGAUGGCCUAUUCUUUGGAACUAUUUGCACUCUUUUAGGUGUGAUGAUGGUUUAUAAAUAUUGGGAUUCUAUUACCAAAGAAGAUCUUGAAUUUUCUGUUGGAAGCAAACAAAAUGUGUGGGAAGUGAAAGAAUUACUUGAAGAUGAUCAGGGAUAUGCAAAUUAUAAUAAUAACUAUCCUCCUCCUCCUCCUUUACCACAAAAUGGAUUUACUGGUUAUUCUCAACAACAACCACAAGGUGGUUAUAAUAAUGCUUAUCCCCCUCAACAACCAUAUGGAUAUUAA
Messenger RNA from Scutellospora calospora, 804 nucleotides. NCBI's taxonomy places the organism in Eukaryota, Fungi, Glomeromycota, Glomeromycetes, Diversisporales, Gigasporaceae. The record is from the annotation of a GenBank genome assembly.